This is a messenger RNA of Manihot esculenta (cassava), 839 nucleotides long. RefSeq lists its product as uncharacterized. Lineage: Eukaryota; Viridiplantae; Streptophyta; Magnoliopsida; Malpighiales; Euphorbiaceae. The record is from RefSeq and is a predicted model, not a curated record. Bases 79 to 648 code for a protein of 189 amino acids. The transcript has 5 exons.
UUAAAAGCACCUCCUCUUCUCGUCUGGUGCAGCUUCCAAAACGAGGAAACUGAAGCGCUCUCCCUGUUUCUGUUUCUAAUGGCAAAUAAUGAGGAUGGAGAAGUCGGGUUGGAGGAAGGAAUUCCAUGGCUACCUUCUCAUGUUCUACAUGAAGCAAUAUGGGAAACCAAGGAAUACCAACACAACCCUCAGGCUCAGCAACAUCGCUAUCUUCCAAAAUUGCUUCCGCAACCGCAACAACUACGCUCAAAAUCUAGCCCAAGACCUCAUUUUAGAACAAAAUACCCUAUUAAUGGGGCAUCAGGAGUACACGGAAUGCAAGCUAUUUUUCUAGAUUCCGGUCAAAAAUCAUGUGGAACAGGAGUUUUUCUUCCAAGAAGGGCAGGCACAAACCUGCAAUCCAGCAAGAAGCCAGCUUUCUACCCUGUUCUUCUACCUGCACGCGUUGUUCAAGCUCUGAAUCUAAAUGCCCAUGAAAUUGGCCUGCAGAUAUCACGCCGGCAAGAUGCCAAGAAUAACUCAAAAGGUGGAGACUGCAAUUCAAUCAAAAAUAAAAAUGGCAGGGGAGCAACAGCACAAUAUUGUGUGGUGUCACAGAAUGAAAAUUAUUCACCAGAGAUAUUGCUUCCCAAAGAAUGGACUUACUAGCACCAAAAAUGAAUGCUAGACUGAAAAUCCAUAAAAGCAAAAGUUCAUGUCAACUAAACCCCAAUUAAUUGCAUUGUAAUUUAAAUAAUGACAGUACAAAUGUCUCUUCAUUGUUCAAUUUGUUUGUAUUAUGUACACAACAUGUUUGUACAUAUUGGACUUCAUGUUAUGGUUAACUCUUUUCGCCCCUC